CAAAAAAGAAAUCCCAAUCCAUCAGUUGUAAAGGUUUGUUUUCUUCGCGGUUUCUUCCAGGAUCAGCUGGUGGCUUUGGUAACAAUCGCUUUAAAUCUCUCAUAAACUAGUUUGGGCUGUUUAUAAAGAAGACAUUGUUGUAAAUUUGCUUCUGUAUUAUUCUCAAAUUGAUAAAAUUCCACGGAGGUGGAGCAAAGUGCAUGAAGAGCUUGAUGGCCUGUCACGAGUGGCGACGCAUGCGGUGUUAAUGAAACAAGAGAAAAAGCAGUGAUUUUGGGAGGGUUGCGCCUCCUGAGUUGUGGACUUGGGUUGUUGUCAGCGAAGAGUUCGCAUGGGACAAAGCGAUUCGAGUUUCGCCCUCAUCUACACCUUGUGGCGUUAGCUGGAGAUGCUGACAUCACUUCCUCAUUGUGUUCUCGGCACACUAAAUCGCCUGGAACCUCCAAGCAAGGAUGUUAUCUAAGGAGAUUUUAAGAAGUUCGCAGACCGCCGAGGCUUCUGUGACGGAUAACCGCGAGACCUGGGGCAAGAAGGUCGACUUCCUGCUUUCGGUCAUCGGUUUUGCUGUCGACUUGGCUAAUGUUUGGAGAUUUCCGUAUUUGUGCUACAAAAAUGGCGGUGGAGCUUUCUUGGUCCCUUACUGCAUUAUGUUGGUAAUCGGAGGCAUUCCAUUAUUUUACAUGGAACUUGCAUUGGGUCAGUUUAAUAGAAAAGGUGCCAUAACCUGUUGGGGUCGUUUAUGUCCGCUCUUCAAAGGAAUAGGGUAUGCUGUGGUGUUGAUAGCUUUCUACGUCGAUUUUUACUACAAUGUAAUAAUUGCGUGGGCUUUACGAUUCUUCUUCGCCUCCUUCACCAGCAUGUUGCCGUGGACCACUUGCGACAACCCUUGGAACACCCCCAACUGCCGCCCUUUUGACUUCCCUUCACGAAACCUGACAGAAAACAACAAAACCGACUUGUCCAUCCAACCGAACUCAGGUCUCGACUCCAGAUUCGCCUCGGCCGCUUCCGAAUACUUCAAUCGAGCGAUUCUCGAACUUCAUCAGAGUAAAGGAUUGCAUGACUUGGGGGCUAUCAAAUGGGACAUGGCUUUGUGUCUUUUUGCGGUUUAUGUCAUUUGCUAUUUUUCCUUGUGGAAGGGGAUUUCGACGUCGGGAAAGGUGGUCUGGUUUACGGCGCUUUUUCCAUAUGCUGUCUUGCUGAUUCUCUUGGUGCGGGGGAUUACUCUUCCGGGAUCUGCUGAGGGGAUCAAAUAUUAUCUCAAUCCCAAUUUCAACGCAAUCACAUCUGCUGAAGUAUGGGUCGACGCUGCCACUCAAGUUUUCUUCUCUCUCGGUCCCGGAUUUGGGGUUCUCCUCGCUUACGCCUCCUAUAACAAAUACCACAACAAUGUUUACAAAGACGCCAUUCUCACUAGUGUUAUAAAUUCAGCAACAAGUUUUAUAGCAGGUUUUGUGAUUUUUUCCGUUUUGGGAUACAUGGCCCAUGCAGCUGGGUGUUCCAUCCAAGAAGUAGCAACUGAAGGACCUGGUCUUGUUUUCGUCGUAUAUCCUGCAGCUAUUGCCACCAUGCCUGGAAGCAUAUUUUGGGCAUUGAUUUUCUUUAUGAUGCUCCUCACUUUGGGCCUGGAUAGUUCUUUUGGAGGUUCUGAGGCUAUAAUAACGGCCCUCAGUGACGAAUUUCCAAAAAUUGGCCGUCACAGAGAAAUUUUUGUUGCUUGUCUGUUCAGUUUGUACUUUCUAGUGGGUUUGGCCUCGUGUUCCCAAGGAGGAUUUUAUUUCUUUCACUUGCUGGACAGAUAUGCUGCCGGUUAUUCUAUGCUUUUUGCUGUCUUUUUUGAAGCAAUUGCUGUUUCUUGGAUUUAUGGAACGCAAAGAUUUUGUGAUGAUAUUAAGGAUAUGAUUGGUUUUGCGCCGGGCUACUACUGGAGAUUUUGUUGGAAGUUUGCAGCUCCUGUUUUUUUGUUAUUUAUUAUUGUCUAUGGAUUGCUGGAUUAUGAACCUUUGAGUUAUGAAAAUUAUGUCUAUCCAUCGUGGGCAAAUAUUUUGGGAUGGCUUAUAGCAUGUUCGUCAGUUGUUAUGAUUCCAGGGGUAGCCAUUUUUAAAUUACUAACCACACCAGGGUCUUUUAUGAAGCGCUUAAAAAUUUUAAUAACCCCUUGGAGAGACACGCAAAUGAGUAGUCAAGUAAAUGGUGUAGUGCGUUCAGAAAGCACCCAAGUCCGUUUAGCAUCACCAGAAACCCCAGUCCAGCCUCCUUCCGAAGUGUGAGAUAACCGUUUCAGUUGUAAAUUUAAAGAAUAUUAUGUUUAAAUUAUUUUCAAAUUUUCUAUUGGCGCAACAUGUUUUUAUUUUCAUAUCAAAGGGCCUACAAAAUGUUCGAAAGCUGUUGCGGUUUUAGAAAAUUUAUUCAGUACUUAAUUAAUUAAUUAUAGUAAUUAUAACGUAUUUUGUUAACUGUUAACAAUACAAGUUAGUUUUAAAAAUGAAUGUACAAGUCGCUCACAGCUUUAAGACAUCUUUGUUAGUUCGUAGAUUUUGAUACGAUAUUCGAUAAAAAUAAACUAAAAACAGCCAUUAAUAGAAAAUAAAAAUAUUUUAUUAUCUAUUACACUAGAAUAUUUUUAUCGAAUAUUAGUUUUAAAGUGUAUCCAAGUAUAAUAACAAUCGUUAGAUUACUCGUAGACUAUAUAGAAGUAGUAACCCCUAGUUUGAUAUGAAAUGUUUUUAUGUAAAAUUUUGUACAUCGACAAAUAUGACAGACAUACUUGUUAGAAAUAAGGCCAAAGAUCAUUAAACAGCCAUUUAAUGAUCUUAAAAUUUGUUACUAUAGUUUAUAGACGAAAUUUACAAGUUUUUUUAUCUUAAAAUUAAGUAUUUAUUGAUUUUUGAGAUCCUCAACCAAAAAAAAAAAAUGUACUUAUGUGAAAUUGUAAAUGCACUAUUGUGAUAUAGGCAAAUGCUUGAUGUUUAUAGAUACCUAAUAAUAGUUAAGAAACGACUUCCUUUAUAUGUAACUUUUGUUAGAGUAAUUUGAAAAUGUAAGGAAAAGAUUGCUUGUAACAGCCAUUGCAAGCAAUUUUUUAAAGGGUGUAUUUAUAUUUUUGUUUAAUAAAUUUUUAUU
Molecule: messenger RNA, 3123 nt
Organism: Tribolium madens (black flour beetle)
Lineage: Eukaryota; Metazoa; Arthropoda; Insecta; Coleoptera; Tenebrionidae
Gene: DAT
Product: sodium-dependent dopamine transporter
Exons: 12
Coding region: 453-2270 (605 amino acids)
Biological process (GO): sodium ion transmembrane transport; dopamine uptake involved in synaptic transmission
Cellular component (GO): presynaptic membrane; neuronal cell body membrane; neuron projection
Molecular function (GO): dopamine:sodium symporter activity
Source: RefSeq, a predicted model, not a curated record